AUGUCUCUCCGCAGAUCUAGCAGAAUAUCUUCGGCUACUGCAUCUCCUCUCCCAGAAGUAUCGAAUGCUGCUGCCGAUAUUCAGAGGAAACGGGCUGCAUCAUCGCUAGUUGGUGAAGUAAAGGCCAAGAAGCCCAACCCGAACCCAACCUCAAAGUCCAAGGCGAAGUCGGUGGAUAUCCAAAACAACACGGAGAAUGCAGACCCCGAUUUCAAAGUCCCAGAAAUCCCGGUGACGCCGUUGAAAAGUCGUAGAAAAGCAUUAGCUUUUGUUAACGAAAAGCCACCACCGCUGACUCCGACACCAAGUCUGGUGAAUGUCAUUCGAGCCGCAUAUAGCUCCGGUGAUAUUGACGAUACUAGCCCGCCGCCAGACAGACCCGUCGAGCCGCACGUUACGAAUGCCACACUGGUGACACCCGGUGGUACACAGUCGGUAGCGUACACCAAUACAUUGCCCGACUCUUCGCCUUCCAAAACUGGACUCCCAAGACCUACAGCCACCACAAAUACGCUCCUGGACAAAGCAUGUGCUCAUCUGAUCAGCGUCGAUUCACGCAUGAAACCAAUUAUUGAGAAGCAUUACUGUCACAUUUUCUCGCCCGUUGGCCUUGCCGAGCAUAUCGACCCUUUCCGAUCAUUGUCUAGUGGUAUCAUGGGCCAGCAGGUUUCCGGGGCGGCUGCAAAGUCAAUCAAAAACAAGUUCAUCGCCUUGUUUAAUGAAGGCAUCGAAUCUGAGAACGCAAAGUUUCCGACUCCAGCACAGGUCGCAGCUACUGAUAUACCACGCUUACGGCUGGCCGGGCUGUCACAGCGGAAGGCCGAGUAUAUACAAGGCCUUGCGCAAAAGCUCACGACGGGAGAACUCACCGCAGACAUGCUGAUGAAAAGCACAGACGACGAGGUAAUGGAAAAGCUCAUUGCGGUAAGAGGGUUGGGGAAAUGGAGCGUGGAGAUGUUUGCAUGUUUUGGUUUAAAAAGAAUGGACAUCCUUUCGACGGGUGACCUCGGAGUUCAGCGAGGCAUGGCGGCUUUCUAUGGCAAAGACGUCAAGAAGCUCAAAGCCAAGGGAGGAACUAAGUGGAAAUACAUGUCGGAACAAGAUAUGCUGGAUAAAUCCGCCCCGUUUGCGCCGUAUCGAAGUCUGUUCAUGUGGUACAUGUGGCGAGUAGAGGAUGUUGACAUCGAGGUCCUGAGCACAAUGUAA
Messenger RNA from Exophiala aquamarina CBS 119918, 1206 nucleotides. Its product is annotated as DNA-3-methyladenine glycosylase II. The transcript has a single exon. Gene Ontology annotation, cellular component: protein-DNA complex; nucleus. Gene Ontology annotation, biological process: DNA alkylation repair; base-excision repair, AP site formation; base-excision repair. Lineage: Eukaryota; Fungi; Ascomycota; Eurotiomycetes; Chaetothyriales; Herpotrichiellaceae. Gene Ontology annotation, molecular function: alkylated DNA binding; DNA-7-methylguanine glycosylase activity; DNA-3-methyladenine glycosylase activity. The coding region runs from base 1 to 1206 and encodes 401 amino acids. The record is from RefSeq and is a predicted model, not a curated record.